Messenger RNA from Benincasa hispida (wax gourd), 3103 nucleotides. RefSeq lists its product as uncharacterized. The record is from RefSeq and is a predicted model, not a curated record. NCBI's taxonomy places the organism in Eukaryota, Viridiplantae, Streptophyta, Magnoliopsida, Cucurbitales, Cucurbitaceae.
AAAAGAAAUAGAAAAAAACGUUUAUCCUUUAUCCUCUAAACCCUUGUUGUACCUCCAUCAGUUUUUACUCAGCACACAGAAAAUAGAUUAUCAAGAAGCCAACGAUCUGAAGAAGGCUUCACCCACCAAAAAUGGUGCAAAAACCAUGGAGGAUAAUACCAAAGCCAUUGCUCGAAACCGUCCUCAACAAUCAUUCACAGCACCACCGUGUCCCUCAGCCUUUGAUCCUUCAUGGCCCCAGAGGCGUCGGCAAAACCACUCUCAUUCUCGAACGCCUCCUCGCCGAUUGGAACAAAGGCCCUCACUUAUCUGGAUAUGUAGACUUUGCUGAAACUAUCGAAGAUCAUCACCCAAUUUACGGCCAGUCCUUUCCCUGGGCAUCGUGGUCGAAUUGUCCGCCACCAUCUCUGUCUAAUUGCAGAAUUAAACUGGAAACUUGUCUCGAAUCCAUGGCUGAAAAGGGCGUCAAACUAGGCAGUAUAACAUCCCAUCAAAUAUUCACCACCAUGAACAAGUGGCACGGCCUGAAUACGGCCCUUCGUCGCGUACUUCAGGGGGAUAAUGCUUCGAAAAGUGUGGCCUCGCGCAGAUCGUCAAGCGCGGCUCUGUGGGAUCAAGCCGUUUUUGCACUAUCUGCUCGAUGUAAUGCCGCUGAGGUUGAUGGGGUCUUAGGAUUGGGUGAGGAAGGGAGGAGUUUAUCAAUCGAAGAAGCUUCUUAUUUUAGAGACGCUAUUGUGGCGCUGAGACUGGCUAAGGAGUUGAUCAAAAUUCAGCAAGGGUGGCGAGCUAAUGCCAUUGCUGAUUUGAGUCGGACGCGUGGUUUCUCGCCGUCAUUGGCACAUUCCUGUACUGAUUGGCCUUGUUUGUUGAUAGAAUUGCUGUCACAAGCUGCUGAAAUCGAUCAUUUUCAGCCAAAAUUAAUUAUUAACAAUAUAGACGUGUUACGAAAUGCAAGUUUAUCAGAUGAUGAUACAUCAGUAUGUGGAUCGAUGUAUCAUGACAGCCUAGUCUGGAGAAUAAUUGCUCUUGGGGCAAAUGAAAGGUGCCUUCCUGUUAUACUUGUAACGUCUGAUAGCUACUAUUCAUACCGCGCUUACAUGGAUUUUGGAUUUCCAGAUAUAUUUGUCUCACGUGAGACUUUUGGAUGGACUCCUCAAGAGGCUAAACUGCAUAUGGUUCCUGAUUAUUUCAGCAAUGCAGAGUGGAAGCUGAUUGCUGAGGUGCUUGGCCCAAACCCUCGACACUUAUUUGAGCUUUAUGCUCUGAAGCAAGGCAAUUACUUUAACAAAACGGCAACGGAUCAUAAUUUUGGCACAAUCGAGGAUAUAGUAGAUGCAUACUUGGCAUACUUGCAAGUGACAGUGGUAAAUCCUGCCAUGGACAGAGCACUAUCACUCCUGCAAGCGCAUGUUGUCGAUGUGCGGAAUGGACUGGUUUCAAAAGAUAAAUUACGCUUUGGUGCACCUUGGAGGCAUCCUCCUCAGAGUGAUGAUCCACGCUUGAGUUUGGACUGGGCAAAGAUUCAGCUGAUGGAUUUUGUGCAUUCUCUUGUGGAUGCGGAAUUUGGGGUUAACUAUCUUGCUGACUGUAGCCUUGAGAUCUUUGAUGAUCCUUCUGCCGUUGCAUUGGCUGAGGUCGGUUUGCUUUAUGCACAACGGGAUCCAUCCUUCAUGCGGCCUAUAUCUAGAGGGAUUCAAAGAUGUCUAGUGCGAUGGCUUGUCCAACAGCAACUUCAACUUAGUUCCAGACGUCGUCUUCAGUAUCUCUGGCAGAGAAUUAUACGUGGACGUAGCUAUCGCCAUCUCAUGCUAGAAGUGGGAUAUAAAUAGACCCUGGUAUAAGGUUUUCUUUGACAAUGGCAUAUUCAGAAGAGGGCAGGAUGUUACACUUGGGGUUUCAAAUACAGAAAUGUACGGGUAGAUUUAGGGACUGACUCGAUAAUUUCAAUAUAAGGAACUGAGCUUCCAGGCGCAGCUGUUAUACUAACAUGUGGAGUAUUUAUUCAAUUUUUGAAGAAGGAAGGUUUUCAUUGAAAUUUCUGUGUAUUCAAGAAUUUCUUAGAAUCGUAGAUUGAUAUAUUUGUAGACUGAUUGAUAAUGGGGGCAUAAUAAGAGUGUAAAGUAACAACCUUUUCUUGGGAAGGUGGGUAAAAGAUCAAUAUGGGAUUUUUUGAAUAUUCAUUUACAUUUCCAUAGAAAUCAAAUUACUUGAAAUGAGUGUAAAGAAACAGCUUUUUUGGAGUCACUGUUCAUCUUUAUUUCAUUAUGCCCGAUUUCAACUUUUUGGACAAAAGGUGGGCCGGAAACCAACCCCCUCAAAUUAAGUAGGAAGGAGAAGAAACGUGCCGGAUUUAUUGGCUUUUUUCUUCUUUUAUUUGAAUUAACUCUCGCCGCAAAGGAGCAGAAAAUUGCCAUGAUUAUAGUUAUAGUAACUAGCUUGCACACUGGCCCCAAUUAAAAAUGAAGUGGUCUAACCCUUCCAAGUUUACCUGGCCUUUAUUAAUCUAUCCCGAGAUAGGAAGAGCUCCUUAAAGUAGAAAAAGUAGCACAACCGUAGUUUUCAAGGAUUUCAUUUUGACCAUUCCAAGUUCAUAUGAACUAUCAUGUUCGUCUGAGAACAUCACUUCUUUAUAUGAGUACAUGAUUUUGAUGUUCAAAUAAGACCCCUUGUAAUAUCUAGAAGGUGUCACUUCAAGAUUCUUUUUUUUUUUCCUCCCAGAAGUAGAUUUGUGUUUGAAAGGGUUUAAGCUUUAAAUGAGAGAGAUGAUGAUCACCACCCAACACUAUCAUCUGUUCAUGUGUCAACUACCCCAAAAAUUAUUCUGUAUUAACAAUCAUUUAUCGCAGGAUUUAGAUACUUGAGAUUAUGCGGUUUGGGAUGGUGGGCUUUCCUUUUUUAGUUCAACAAAAAUAAGGCUUAGAAGAGUAAAUGGUGUGUUCUCACCAGAAAUGGGUAGCUUGAAUGGCGCAUAGGUCUACGGUUUCCCGCUCAUAUAGAGGCACUAAUUUGAAUUAGGUACUUUCCAACCCACCUGAAGUCUUUGUUAGUGGUAGAGAUAAGAGUUAGAGUUAGAGAGAGAAAUGUCAAUUGUCAACAGAGAAAU